AUGGACAACCCGCUAGGUGCCGAAGAUGGGAGCGAAUUCAACUUGCUCUGGGAGACGUCAAAAACAGUCCUCCAGAUGGCGGAAAUCAUUCGAACCACUGAAAUUGAUGAAGAAGAAAGGAUAUUCUAUAACCAUCUUAGGCUCCAUUGCAUGAGGUUCCAAGACUGUCUCACUCGCGCGCCCCAAAUCUGGUCUCAACCAAAAAGAGCCUUAAUCAGCGACGCCCUAUGCUAUCUCGGUUCUCUGAUCCCCGAAGUUGGUCUUCAAGAACUCCCCUCUAACACCACAUUGAAGCCUCGACUCAAGGCGCUUAACCUUCAUUGGAGUGAGGUGCAAGUACAAGCACACAAUGCAAAGGUCGAAUUUGUUGUACGAUGGCUGAAGCUUGGACCGCCCGAAGUCUACCUGAAAGUGGAUAGAGGAUUGGAAGAAUGUGCAGACAUGCUAGAGAAACAACAACCUGAAAAUGGAUUCAAAAAGUCCGCCUACGAAUUCUUAUCUACAGGCAAUUAUGAGCCAUCGUACGUUGUAUGGAAAGCGGCCCAAUCUCUGUUCGAUGCACUACAAAAAUGUAAGGGCUGUUCUUGCUCGAAGCCUCAUGAGUAUGGAGCCAAACUCGAGUUGGGCACCUAUCGCAGCCCAGUGAAAAAGUUGGAUAAAAGGUCAGCCAACAGGUGUAAUCCGAGACAUGCGCCUUGCAGUGAUGGCGAUGUAACCGGAAAGAUCGAUUUCGAAAUGUUUCUUUCUAUGGAACAUGACUGGCAUGAGGUUCGCGUCCAAAGUGUCAAGGAAAAAGUUGUUGGAUUCGCCAUUGAUGGCCACUCUACGCCAUCUCGUGAAAUUCGCAAAGCAAAAAGAGUGGAAAAUCUUUGCAAGUCAAUUAAUAGCACAAAGUCAAAGGCAUGGCAGCGCCUCGUGUUAAAGCUCACAAGCGGCCAACUCUUCAAUGACAGAAUCGAAAAGAGUAAUUUCUGGAUCGACAAGUCUACUGAACCCAUUUCGCUGUUAAGGUGCUUCGAAGAGCGACACGAAUUUUUCACGGAGAAAACUAAGCGUAUACUGUCUCUUAUUAUAGGAUACGCGGUUCUUCACCUACAUGGUACAUCCUGGCUUCAGUCAGGUUGGGGCUCAGCAAAUAUUAAAUUCUUUCAGACAACCUCUCAUAAGACGCCUUUGCGACCAUUCAUUCAAGUUGAUCUGCCUGAAGAUGCAACAAAUGCUGGCGAUGAGAUUCACAGCAAAGAUGCUGAUGACCUAGACUUUGAUGAACUUGAUUCAGGACAUCGCUGUCCAGCGCUUAUUGCUUUGGCAGUGGUCUUGAUAGAAGUCUACUUUGCGAAGUCAUUUAGCAAGUUGGCACAAAUUAGUGGUAUUCCGCUUGAGAAUCCCGGUGGACAUAUAACGCUCUUCGAUGUGGAUCAAGUCUUUAAUGGUGAAGAGGAGAACAAGGUGGAGGGAUGGCGAUCUCAAAUCCCUGAAGAUUCUCCUCUCCUCAUGGCCAUAGACAACUGCUUAAAUCCAGCAAUGUGGGAAGACGAAGAAGGCGACCCUCUUGAUAAUGCAACUCUCAAGUCUCGGAUUUACCAAGACGUUGUUCGGCUCUUGGAAGCCCAUUUGACUUCUGGCUUCAGCAAGAUACCUCUAGACAACGUUGAUAGCUAUGCAAGAGAUCUUGACUUUGGACAAUGGGGCCAGACCAUAGAUAUUCAUGAGCCACAAAAGUUGACUUCGCCUUUAUCUCAAGGGUCUCUCACGCCUAACAGAACCCCUUCACCCGCUGCCGCAGUACUUGAUUCAAGCCGAUUCGGAAUCCCGACCAAGGAUUAUCUAAAAUGGAGGUCUGAAUACGAAAAGGUGUAUGGCAAAUUCAUGGCAACACAGCUACCAGGUCCUCCUUCAAAACCCGUGAAGAUUGCAAUUCUAGAUACGGGUAUAGAUCGCGAUCAUGAUAGUUUCGAAGCUCGUGAAGAAAAUAUUAAAGCAAAAGUCAACUUCUACAACAAUAUGCAGAAGAACAUUCCCGAUCUAAACGGACACGGAACCUUUACUGCCAGUUUGAUACUCGAUUAUGCCCCAGACGCAGAGCUCUACAUUGCCAAAAUUGCAGACAAAGAGAAUGCAACACCAAAUGCAAAGAUAGUUGUGGAUGCCAUUAACCACGCAAUUGACUGCUGGAACGUGGACAUCAUUUCUUUAUCGUUUGGGUGGCCUUCUACGGAAUUUGAAGGCUACGACGACCUUGAAGACGCCAUUGAUAGGGCGUACGGAAAGAAAAUUCUCAUUUUUGCCGCUGCGUCUAAUAGUGGCGCUCGACUCGGUCGGGCCUAUCCUGCGAGUAGUUCACAGGUUAUCUGUGUCCAUUCGACCAAUACCUCAGGAACCCCGUCAGACUUCAGUCCGACUGCUGAACCUAACAAUCUGAACUUUGCAACAGUUGGAGAGUCAAUCGAGUCGGCAUGGCCAAUGCUACUUUGCCACGACUUGGCAACUCCACAAAGAUAUGUCAAAUCACGAUCAGGGACAUCAUAUGCAACGCCGAUUAUGGCGGGGAUAGCGGCUUUCCUUUUGCAGUAUUCAAGGCUUCAUUUAUCAGAGAGAGCGUCAUCAGCUCUCAAAAGGAAGGAAAAGAUGGAGGCGCUGCUGAAAAGAUGCGCUGAGCGAGGGCCCAACUACGCUCCAAGGGGCAACUACUACUACGUUGAAUUAAGUUUGCAUCAGCAUAAUCUCUUCGGUAGGGAGCUGGAACGGAUUAAUGACGAAAUUUUGGAGAGUUUGAAGAGAUAG
Messenger RNA from Trichoderma virens Gv29-8, 2784 nucleotides. RefSeq lists its product as uncharacterized. The record is from RefSeq and is a predicted model, not a curated record. Gene Ontology annotation, molecular function: serine-type endopeptidase activity. The coding region runs from base 1 to 2784 and encodes 927 amino acids. The transcript is spliced from 3 exons. Gene Ontology annotation, biological process: proteolysis. NCBI's taxonomy places the organism in Eukaryota, Fungi, Ascomycota, Sordariomycetes, Hypocreales, Hypocreaceae.